This is a messenger RNA of Oikopleura dioica, 219 nucleotides long. Lineage: Eukaryota; Metazoa; Chordata; Appendicularia; Copelata; Oikopleuridae. The record is from the annotation of a GenBank genome assembly.
AUGUUUCUACUGUAUAAAGGGACGAACCGCGUCAAGAAGCACAAUAAAAAACAGUGGGAUGAUGAGAGAGAAGAAAUGGAAGCCAAAAUCAACGAGUUGGGAAAAAACAACGAGUAUACCAACAGAUUCGACGCUCUAAGCAAGCAGAUCAUUGAGAAAGACAACGACGUGAACGAGCUCGGCGAAUACCAAGGCGAUACUCAUCGGAGAACGAGAUGA